Molecule: messenger RNA, 1620 nt
Organism: Rattus norvegicus (Norway rat)
Lineage: Eukaryota; Metazoa; Chordata; Mammalia; Rodentia; Muridae
Source: RefSeq, a predicted model, not a curated record
GGUUCCUUGUACCUCGCGUCUGGUAACGCAGCGCCGAGGGUCUUGUUCCGCUAUGCGGAUCACCGGGAAGACAUUCCGUCGGCGCCGCGCUGACUCGGAGUCGGAGGAGGAUGAACAAGAAUCAGAGGAGGUUCGGCUAAAACUGGAAGAAACGCGAGAGGUGCAGAACUUGCGGAAGAGGCCAAAUGGGGUGAGUGCGGCUGCCCUGCUGGUGGGAGAGAAGGUUCAAGAGGAGACUACUCUGGUGGAUGAUCCUUUCCAAAUGGCGACAGGUGGCAUGGUGGACAUGAAGAAACUGAAGGAGCGUGGCAAAGACAAGGUCAGUGAAGAGGAGGAUCUGCACCUGGGGACAUCUUUUUCUGCAGAGACCAACCGGAGGGAUGAGGAUGCAGACAUGAUGAAGUACAUUGAGACGGAGCUGAAGAAGAGGAAGGGGAUUGUGGAGCAAGAGGAACAGAAGGCCAAGCCCAAGAAUGCUGAGGACUGCCUCUAUGAGCUGCCAGAGAAUAUCCGAGUCUCCUCUGCCAAGAAAACUGAGGAGAUGCUGUCCAACCAGAUGCUGAGUGGCAUCCCUGAGGUGGACCUGGGCAUAGACGCUAAAAUAAAAAACAUCAUUUCCACGGAGGAUGCCAAGGCCCGGCUGCUGGCAGAGCAGCAGAACAAGAAGAAGGACAGCGAGACAUCUUUUGUGCCCACCAACAUGGCUGUGAACUAUGUGCAGCACAACCGCUUUUAUCAUGAGGAGCUUAAUGCACCCAUCCGAAGAAACAAAGAAGAACCCAAAGCCCGGCCCUUACGAGUGGGUGACACAGAGAAGCCAGAGCCCGAGCGUGAGUACAGCUCUGGACAGUACUCAGGUGGCCCUGGGAGGCAGAAUCAUGCAGGGCAGGGCAGGGCAAGGCAGGGCUCAGGCCCUGGCAACCAAGGCAUCCGACCUAGAACCCUGCUAAGGACAUUUCCGUUUCCAAACUGUGGUUCCUCCUUGAUAAAAUUAAAAGUGUAGAGGCAGCUGGUUGGUUGCUCUGAGGCCCCGAAGCUGGAAGCUGGUAGAGACUGAGUUUGAAAGUUUUGGUAAAGGUGACUCCAGCCAAGUUCUCUCUUGAACAGUAAUAUCUGCUAGUUCCACCAUGACAGGCAACUUCUAUUCUCCUCAGGGUCCCCUCCCAACCGCAAGCGUCCUGCUAAUGAGAAGGCCACAGACGACUACCACUAUGAGAAGUUCAAGAAGAUGAACAGGCGCUACUAAGGCAGCGGUAGGGGCUGGAUUAACAAUUCACGUACACGUGUACACACACACACACACACACACACACACACACACACACACACGUUCUCUUGCAUAGAACCUGCUUAUUAGCUCUUGAAGUUGCCCAUCAGACAGUGCUUCUGCUCAGCUGCUGGAUUUCCGUUUUGGUUUUGGUCGGAGACUGUGGCUCCCAUGUAUCCUAGGCCUUGAACUCCCUCCUCCCUCCUACUGGGGUUUUAGAGGCCCCACACUCCUGGCUGGCAUUUUAAGCACUAACUUUGUAACUUUUGAAAGAAAACAAUGUGUCUAUGUCUAUAUUGUUUCCUACCUGGAGCAAACUAUCCUUAAGAAUAUUAUUAAAUAAUUUGUAAAUA